Molecule: messenger RNA, 2255 nt
Organism: Leucoraja erinaceus (little skate)
Lineage: Eukaryota; Metazoa; Chordata; Chondrichthyes; Rajiformes; Rajidae
Gene: aprt
Product: adenine phosphoribosyltransferase
Exons: 5
Coding region: 70-618 (182 amino acids)
Biological process (GO): adenine salvage; AMP salvage
Cellular component (GO): cytoplasm
Molecular function (GO): adenine binding; AMP binding; adenine phosphoribosyltransferase activity
Source: RefSeq, a predicted model, not a curated record
CGCUCCCGCUUCCUCCUCUCUCGAUGCAGGGACAGGGAGACACUUUGUGGCGGCGGCGGGAGCGGGAGGAUGAGCGCGGAGCAACUGGAAGAGAAGCUGAGGCUGGUGCACUGCAGCAUCAAGACCUACCCCGACUUCCCUAAGCAGGGCAUCUUGUAUCGAGACAUCAUUCCCAUUUUGAAAGAUCCCAAAGCCUUUGUUGCAGUUAUUGACCUGUUUGAAGACCAUUUGAGAAAGAAGUCUGCCCAAACGGAAUUAAUUCUGGGUUUGGACGCACGUGGAUUUCUAUUUGGUCCUGCUCUGGCACAAAGACUUGGAAUUGGCUUUGUACCAAUUAGAAAGAAAGGAAAGCUUCCGGGUAAAGUCUAUUCCAUGAGCUACAGUCUCGAAUAUGGAGAGGCUGAAAUUGAGAUGCAAACUGAUGCUGUGCAACCACAGCAGAAAGUGGUCCUCAUUGAUGAUUUACUUGCUACUGGAGGUACACUGGGAGCUGCCUGCAACUUGCUGAAACAAGCGGGAGCUGAGAUUCUUGAAUGCUUAGUGGUGGUGGAACUUAAGGACCUGAAUGGAAUAAAGAAACUGAAUUGUGUGCCCCUCUAUUCACUCGUGCAGUUCUAAGCAGCGCUGUCUUCCAGAAUCACAACGGCCUCAAAUUACGUAAAAUGUAGUUAAUUUUGUCUUCUAAUCAUCGGGAGCAGAGUGGGUGUUGAUCUUUACCGAUUCAUUUUGCAACACCCGGCCCAAUUGAAGCAGCGUAUGAACCAUGAACAUGAACAUGCUGAGAACCACCAUGAACCCUGAACUUGAGACUCUGCUGAGUCCUGGAUAAACUCUUUGUGUGGGAAACCUUUGAGAUUUUUUUUUCCAGACUAGGACAGCUUCAUUGUCUCUAGUGUGUUGCCUGCUUUUGAGAUCUGGUGUCAAAUUGACUGAUGAUGCUGAAUACAUGGCCAAAUUUGAUUGCAAGCCUUAAUUGUGCACUUACUGCCCAUUUUAAGACCCAGGCAUUUAUUUAUCAAUAAAGUUGAUAUAAUAUGGAAACAGGAAACCAAUGCAGCUGGAAUCUGGAGAAAAUCACAAGUUGCUGGUGGGACUCAGUGGAUUGAGCAGCACCUGUGGGUUGGGGUGGGGAAAGAGGAAAGCAGAAUUGUUAAUGUUCCUGCUUAAGAGUCUGUGCUAGGACUGAGUGGAGAAGGGAAAGGGCCAGUCGAGGGGAAGGGGGAAAAGAUGACAACCAGGUAGAGCAGUCUGGCGGAGGAAUGCAGGGGAGAUAGCAGCAGUUGGGUGAUAGGUGGAAGCAGUCAAGGGAAAUAAAGGGCAGGUGAGGAAUGGAUGCAAAUGACAACGGGAAACAGUAAGGGGGAGGUGAAGAUCAGACAAACCAGGUGGGGGAGGGAAAAGUAAGAUGGACAGAGGGGGGUGGGGUAAAUAGGAAACAGAAGGCAUGGUUAAUGAAAUUGGGAAAUACAAUUUUCAUUUCAAGCAGCUAGUUUCCCACUCUUUAUGGUCUGCUCAUUACUGCUACUUUCCCAAUAAAAGCAGGAGGCGCUAGCUACACUGUUCUCUAUCCCCCGUCACUACCAUCCAGAAACCUACAUGUUCCUUCCAGGUUAGACAAUGAUUCACAUGCACAUUUCCAACAUCCUCCAACUGUUACAAUAGCAAUUUUUCCAUUUUCCUUGAUGCCCACAUUACAACCACUGGGUGGAGGGUGUUACAUUAUAGAACAUUUGUUCCAGGCCCUACAGGGCCCCUUCCUCUACAGAUCAUUUCAGCAUCUGCAAUGGGUGGAUCUCCCCACCAAACAAGUACUAGACAUAUGUUAAGCUCCCUUCGUGUCAGUAAAACGAUUCUUGUCCUUUCCACAUAAUAGGUUGUACUUGCUGCUCCUGCUCUACUCAAACUAGGUCCAAGUUCAAGUUUUAUUCUCGUCAGUUGGAGCAUUUUUGUUCCUUUACCUCAGGAAUAGCUAUGUUUCUAAUAGCUAAUAUUCACUUCAAAGAUAAAUAACAUUGCAUUUCCGUUAAGUGGGCAUAGCGAGUAAGGACAAAUUAUAAUAAUUACAUGGGGUUCUGGCUAAGGUAUCAAAUAAGUUCCGAUUUAGGAAUAUCCAAUGUCACUGUCAUUUUGUUUCCCUUGCAACAAGUAUAUACUGCAGUUAAACUGUAGAACAGUUGAAGGAACUGGUGACAAGAUCCUAGAAAACCUGUCAAUGUUUUAACAUGAAAAAUAAUAACAGUGCUGACCAAGGAUAA